UGGUUUGACAAAAAAUUCUUUGCAAUAUUGAGCAGAGAUUUCAGCAGUCACUCUGCUAGGGCUGGAGGAUCAAUGUUUUACACAUCUCUCAGACUCUCAGAAUCUAUCAUACAAGCUCUUGGACAUUGGUCUUCAAAAACUUGGACCAUUUACAUUUGA
Guyanagaster necrorhizus is the source of this 159-nucleotide messenger RNA. RefSeq lists its product as uncharacterized. The annotation marks the transcript as partial. The transcript has a single exon. NCBI's taxonomy places the organism in Eukaryota, Fungi, Basidiomycota, Agaricomycetes, Agaricales, Physalacriaceae. The record is from RefSeq and is a predicted model, not a curated record.